Messenger RNA from Arctia plantaginis, 2349 nucleotides. Lineage: Eukaryota; Metazoa; Arthropoda; Insecta; Lepidoptera; Erebidae. The record is from the annotation of a GenBank genome assembly.
AUGGCUCUCGAUAAGCAAAAAAUAUUAAACGAGUUAGGGAGUGUGGUAAAUCAAUUACAAAGCGCCAACUGUGGCUGUAUGGGAAAACUUUUUUCUAAUUCCGGCCAAGCGAAUUAUAACCCAGGUCAUAUGACAGGACAUAAUGGUGGAUAUAAUAUGCCGCACUGUGGCUAUGCUCAAAAUCAAGGCUAUAAUUCACCUUGUGCCGGUGAACCUUAUGGUGGCCGAAGGUGCAUGGGAUACUGUAAUCCACCGAAAUUAUACAGCGAUACUUACAACUAUUUAAAUCGUAAUCUGAUGCAACCAGUGGUCCAAGAGGUUUACCAAGACUUGAAAUCGAUUAACCCCGAUAACACCAUAAUGAAUAGCCCUAUGGCCGCCCAGAUGGGACUGCCCGCAACAAAUAAUUCAAAUCAGGGGAAUAUGGGUCAAAAUUCCAUGCCAGCAGUACCUCUGGGAAAUCCAAAUACGCAUUGUGGCCACAUGCACGGUCCUCAUCUCCAUUUCGGAAAUGUAGCUAUGGACAAUCCAAACGCACACGGCAUGGGUCAAAUGGGACAAGGCAUGGAACAGGGCCAUAUGGGUCAUGGAAUGGGGCACAUGGGACAUGGCAUGGAUCAUAUGAGGCAAGAAGAAGAACAUGGAAUGAGACAAAUGGGACAGGACCAAGGCAUGGGAGUAAUAGGACAAGAUCAAGGAAUGAGCCAAAUGGUCCAACAGCAAGGAAUGGGCCAAAUGGGACAACACCAAGGUAUGGGUCAAAUGGGACAGGAGCAAGGAAUGGGUCACAUGGGACAAGGAAUGAACCAGAUGGGUCAAAUGGGCCAUGGAAUGGGACAUAUGAAUCACGAAAUGGAUCGCUCAGGAGGAGUUAUGGGUGAUAUGGGCCAACAUAUAAUGAAAAUGAUGACUAGUAGUAAUGUAAGACCAAACAAAAUUCCAAAUGUAGUGACUCCUCAAACUAAUGUUCCCGGUAAUAUGCCUCAAUCUGGUGAUAAUGGUAAUAUGAUGAGUGCGAAUAAUCAAGGGCAAUAUAAUUCUGGCCAGAUGCAAAAUAUUACUGGUUAUAUGCAGCAAGGACAUCCUGAAAUGCAAACGCAACAGAACACAUUCCCUGGUGCAGCCGAAAAUGCACAAAGUAAUCAGAUGCAUGGCAAUAUGAAUCCAAUGAUUUCAGGAUCAAGGCCAACUGGAAACAUGAAUGCGAAAAACUUAGACAACCAUGGUGCUUAUGGCCAACAUAGCCCUGGUAUAUCCAAAUUUAAUGAGAUGUUUCCCGGUAUAAUGAAAGGAGAUCUAGGAUUUGAUCCUAUGGCUAUUGCUAUUCAGAUGAACCCUGCUAACCAGCAGAAAACUGCAAUGGAUACGAUGGAGAAAUUGAUGAUGAACAAUUCUAGAGGCCUUAACAAAGUUAUGGAUAGCAAAGGAAAUGCAUCACCACAUAUGCAACCAGUUAUAAAUGCUGCACAUGCAGCGUCUGCAAGAAUCAAUCAGCCAAACCAACCAAGAAUCGAAGAAACAGGUCAAAAAAUCCCUGAAAGUCAGCGUGAUAAUAAUCUAAUUCAACAACAAAUAUACUCCCAACAAAACGACCAGAUUCCACAGCGGCUGUAUCGGCCACCUCAACAACAGAUGAUAGAUCCAAAUACUGGAGCAGUUAUAAAUAACCCACCUCUUCCAACUGUAUACGAAGGAUCCGAAGAUCCCAAUGCUAAACAGCAGCCACCUGUUUCAUAUGCAACUCCACCUACUGCACCUGAAAUGUACAAAGACCCCAUACUUCCUGCUGAUACGUCAAGGAAUUUAUUACACUCUCAUCAUUUUCAUCAUUCAAAGCCACCUAAAUAUUAUGAGUAUAAUACUAUUGGCCAACCUGUUGAAAGACAGUAUCAAAGUGCUGAUAAUCCCUCUAAAUACAGCCAUGUAAAACAGACUGUUAGUAAAACAGCACUGGUAGGGAAUAAACCUAUUGGCAGAAUACCAAGUAGGACCCAGCAACAGGUUAUCUACAAUCAAUAUAAAGGCUCGCAGUCGUUUACGCAGCAGAAUAUAAAACCAAAUGCUCGAAACGUCACACAUUCGGAUCCUCGUAUAGCCCUUCCAGAGUAUGCGCUACAAGCACCUAUUGAGAAGUAUAACGGAGAUAGUGCAGCCAAUGAUGAAGUUACACCCGUAAAUGCUAAAUUUCCGAACGUAACUGCAAAGCAGGCUGCGGAAAAAAAUGUCAAGCUACGUAACGGUCUUCAAGAUCAAGUUUUCUCAGCCUAUCCAACAUCAGCAAAAUGGAGUUUUCAUGGCAACAAUAGUGCUGCACCUUAUUCGGUUGGCUAUCGUUUAAGAUCGAAGUAA